AUGGCGCUUUAUUGGAGAAGCUCUGACCCAGAUACUCAUUGUGUUUGUAUUCUUCUUCCUGCAGACAGUGAAAACUGCGUAAAAUGUCCUGAUGAUGAAUGGCCAAAUGAGAAGAAGGAUCGGUGUGUUCCAAAAUUUGUGGAAUUUCUCUCCUAUACGGAUGAUCCAAUUGUUGCAGCAUUUUCAACUGUCUCCAUCCUCUCUUGUCUUCUGACUGGUUUAAUAUUGGGGAUAUUUAUACAUUACCGGGACACCCCCAUUGUUAAAGCUAAUAACCGGAACCUGAGCUAUCUUCUCCUGGUCUCCAUCAUGCUGAGCUUCCUCUGUGUCUUCUUGUUCCUCGGACGUCCAGUAGAUGUGACCUGCAUGCUGCGUGUAACCUCUUUUGGACUCAUCUUCUCAGUUGCUGUCUCUUCUCUACUUGCCAAAAGUAUCAUGGUGUGUAUUGCUUUUAAAGCCACCAAACCUGGGAGUCCCUGGAGGAAAUGGAUGGGAGGCAAACUGCCCAAUUGUAUCAUUUGUGUCUUCUCACUGGUUCAAGUAAUAAUCUGUGUCUCUUGGAUGUCUAUUUCUCCCCCCUUCCAGGAUCAGGACACUCACUCUUAUCAGGGAAAGAUCAUCAUUCAGUGUAAUGAGGGUUCAGUUAUCGGCUUCUACUCUGUCCUGGGAUAUAUGGGGCUUCUGGCAGCUGUGAGCUUCAUUAUAGCUUUUUUAGCCAGGACAUUACCGGACAGUUUUAAUGAGGCCAAGUACAUCACCUUCAGCAUGCUGGUGUUCUGCAGUGUCUGGAUUGCCAUGAUCCCGGCCUAUCUGAGCACCAGAGGGAAAUACAUGGUGGCUGUGGAGGUCUUUGCUAUAAUGGCAUCAAGUACUGGACUUCUUGGCUGUAUAUUUUUCUACAAAUGUUACAUAAUUCUGUUCAGACCUGACCUGAAUACAAAAAUAGUUAUCCGCUAAUAUUUAUGGAGGAACACUGGGUUACCAGAAGUUAUAUCUUUAUCUCUAUUAUUGUUAAUUUUAGUAUUUUGUGAGCUUAUUCAGAAUGAAGAUUGUUACCACUAAACUUUUAAUAAUUACCUCUCCGGUAGAUGGUGAGUCUAAUUUUCGUUCUUUUGAAGAACUAAGGACACCGCCAGUAUCUGACACUUUGAGUUUGAUGGAAACCUCGUCCCCUGCUGGGUGUAGUGGUUCCUCCCACCGACUGUUACAUCACUACAGAACAAAGUCGUCACUUAGUAAGGAGGAACCACAGAGUCCAGAGGGGAACAAAACCAUCACAAAGUGUCAGAUACCAGCACCACCCAUCACUCUUGAAGAUGGUAAAACAACUCACUCACCUUCCAGGAAGGUAAAUACUAUUCAUGUUCUUUUAUAAGCUGCUUGUAAUUGUCAUUUUUUGUGUCAGUGUCACUU
Rana temporaria (common frog) is the source of this 1413-nucleotide messenger RNA. Its product is annotated as vomeronasal type-2 receptor 26-like. Gene Ontology annotation, molecular function: G protein-coupled receptor activity. The coding region runs from base 1 to 957 and encodes 318 amino acids. NCBI's taxonomy places the organism in Eukaryota, Metazoa, Chordata, Amphibia, Anura, Ranidae. Gene Ontology annotation, cellular component: membrane. Gene Ontology annotation, biological process: G protein-coupled receptor signaling pathway. The record is from RefSeq and is a predicted model, not a curated record. The transcript is spliced from 2 exons.